AGAGACAAGAAUCUUGGCCAGCUGAGGACUUCCGGACGUAAAUAAAUGUCAAUCAGCGUUAAUGAAGCUGUAAUUUAGCCUUCUAAACCGAGAAUUUUCGCCUUUUCACAAUGACUGAGGUCAAGUUCAGUCCCUUGGCGUACUGCAAAGUGAUUUUGCACGCCGUAAAAUAUCCGCACGCGUCCGUGAACGGAGUUCUUUUGGCCCCGGAGAACGCGAAACGUGACGGCACAUUGAUCAUCGAGGACGCAGUGCCGCUUUUCCACAUGGCCCUGACACUCGCCCCCAUGGCAGAGGUCGCCCUUCAACAGAUCGACAACUACGCGAGCAAAAACAAGUUGGUCGUCGCCGGGUAUUACGAAGCCAGUGAAUUUCUCAACGAUCAUUGUGAUUCGAGGAAGGCCAACAGAAUAUCAUAUAAAAUUCAAGAGAAUUUUCCAGGGGCAUGUUUUGUUGCUCUCCACAACGAGAUGCUGUCUCUUGACCAGAGCGAGGUGCCUUUGUAUGCAACAACCAAGACGGACGACUCUGGCUGUUGGAUAUUCCCCGGGAAGAAAGUCAAACUGGAAAAGGAAUCGAUCACUUUGCACGCAGCUAGUAUUUUGAUAAACCUGCAGACUUACGAUGAGCUGGUUGAUUUCGACAACCACCUAGACUGUCCGAGCAAAGACUGGACGAAUUCAGAUCUGGAGCUGACCAUCAAAGAAGCCCUAAGUCAUCCCGAGGAAGAAGACGACGACGAAGAAAGUGACGAAUAAACUAAAGUUUUGUAUUCUCUUGGUGCAUCGCUUUUUAAUUUGUACAAAGUUUUCUUCUCAAGGGUCUCAAAAAAUCCCAAAGUAUUGAUAGUCCUAUCUUUACUACAUAACUUCAGUGCCAUUUCAUAAGGCAAAGAAUUGUACUUGUUUUCAUUAUUUAUAAUUUCCUUGGUUUCAUUUGGUAAAUUUUAUAAUAGCCACUUCAUUGUUACUUCCUAAGAAUUCCACCACUGAAUAUUCCGAAAUUGUCUUUGAUUGUCCAUUAAAUCUUGUUCUUGUUAUAAAAAAAAAACUUGUCAGGAAUAUGAAUAAUAAAUAUUGGCCUUCCUGAUGUAUCUGAUUUAAAUUU
Messenger RNA from Neocloeon triangulifer, 1107 nucleotides. RefSeq names its product ER membrane protein complex subunit 8/9 homolog (gene EMC8-9). The record is from RefSeq and is a predicted model, not a curated record. The transcript has 5 exons. The coding region runs from base 111 to 758 and encodes 215 amino acids. NCBI's taxonomy places the organism in Eukaryota, Metazoa, Arthropoda, Insecta, Ephemeroptera, Baetidae. Gene Ontology annotation, cellular component: EMC complex.